AUGAAGAAAACGACAAGGAUUAGUUGCCUAAUAUGGUGUUCCCUUCCUUUGAGAAAAAAUCCUAGAUUUAGAAAUGCUGCCUAAGGAGCUUUCAGAUAUUCUGUUCCAAAUUGAAACAUUUUCUAGCAAUGGUGGUGGUGUUGCUGAUGACCCUAUUCAUGAUUUUCUUUCCUUCAACAUGGUUGACUUCGCCGCCUCUGGGGCUGCGAAGAAAACCAGGGAAGGAAACAACAGCGAGCGGCGGAAGCAACCAGUGAAGAAAUCUGAAGGUAAAGAAGUUCAAAGGUCGUGUAUAGGUGUGAGGAAAAGGCCUUGGGGGAAAUUUGCUGCUGAAAUCCGAGAUACAACACGAAACGGGGCGAGGGUCUGGCUCGGGACAUUUGAUAAUGAAGAGGAUGCUGCUUUGGCUUAUGACCAAGCUGCAUUUUCCAUGAGAGGUAGCAAUGCUGUUCUUAAUUUUCCUGUGAAAAGGGUUAAAGAAUCUUUGCAAGAAAUGGAAAAUGAUUGGGGCAAAGGGUGUUCCCCUGCACUUGCACUCAAGGAGAGGCACUAUGUGCAAAGAAAAUUGUCACCAAAGGGUAAGAAGAGUAAAGGGGAAAAGUUAUCAGAGGGAACUAGUGUGUUGGAGCUAGAGGAUUUGGGUGAUGAAUAUCUUGAGCAACUUCUAAGUAUGUCAGAUCAAAGUGAAAGCCAUAGCUACUCGAUGUAAAUCUGUCUACUUUUUUUUUACCCCUUUUUUCCAGUUUUUCUUGGUUGAUUUGGGCUUUUGUUGUCUCUGUUUAAUAAAAUCCUGCACUGUUUUCUUCUUUA
Messenger RNA from Lotus japonicus, 810 nucleotides. RefSeq names its product ethylene-response factor C3-like. Gene Ontology annotation, molecular function: DNA-binding transcription factor activity; DNA binding. Gene Ontology annotation, biological process: regulation of DNA-templated transcription; ethylene-activated signaling pathway. The record is from RefSeq and is a predicted model, not a curated record. The transcript has a single exon. Lineage: Eukaryota; Viridiplantae; Streptophyta; Magnoliopsida; Fabales; Fabaceae. Bases 74 to 709 code for a protein of 211 amino acids.